Messenger RNA from Eremothecium sinecaudum, 1311 nucleotides. It is a transcript of the gene COM2, whose product is annotated as Com2p. The transcript has a single exon. The record is from RefSeq and is a predicted model, not a curated record. Bases 1 to 1311 code for a protein of 436 amino acids. Gene Ontology annotation, biological process: regulation of transcription by RNA polymerase II. NCBI's taxonomy places the organism in Eukaryota, Fungi, Ascomycota, Saccharomycetes, Saccharomycetales, Saccharomycetaceae. Gene Ontology annotation, molecular function: RNA polymerase II cis-regulatory region sequence-specific DNA binding; DNA-binding transcription factor activity, RNA polymerase II-specific. Gene Ontology annotation, cellular component: chromatin.
AUGUUAAGCUAUCAAGAAAGUAUGGGUACCGCUAAUCCAGUUGCCCUAGAUGGGAACUGCAAUCUGCAAGUCGCUCCAAGAGACCGGGAAUCAAGUAUGUCAUGUGACCUUAAAAGUAAGAAUACGACCUCGGGUUAUGGGCAACUAGGGACGUGCUGGUCGGAACAGUUGUCUACAGCCAGCACUUUUGUUGACCCACUUCAAGAUAUGGACUAUCUUCGAGGCAUGGAUAUGAUUAAGGAAUUUAUGGAUCUCAAACUUCCGCAAAAUCAGGUGCAAAACCCCUUCCAGGAACCUUCGCUACUUUCUAUUAGCGGCUACGAUAGUGGAAAUAGCAAAUAUUAUGAAUAUGAGUUUUGUGGUGGAAAGCCAGGAUUCGAAGAUUUUGGGGCAGAUGUCGACCUUAUGGCUACUGACGACGAAGAUCUGUACAAUAUGUCCUACCGUUUUGACUCGCCUAGUGACAAUGAAAGGAAAAAUUCCAUUUUCAGCAACCGCGGCAACGACAUUGAGAUGACGCUGUCCGGAGAAAACUCGAUGAGUUCAAAUGUUAGUGAAUACCCUGCAUUGGGUGAGGUGUUUCCUAUUCAGCACCGGAGAAAGAUGAAGGAGCGCUUAAAAUGGAACAUUUUCGGAACGACGGGCAAGUCCUACACUGCAGCUGUGCCAUCGGCUGCAGGCUAUCGGGAUUCGGUAAGCGAAGAACCUCAGCAGUUAUUUAAAAAGAAAUUCUUUUGGUCUCGUAAACCCACAGUUCCUAUUAUGCAAGCAAAACCACAACAUGUGAAUCCUCUAGAACAGGGAGAAGAAAAGGAAUCUGUCAAUCCCAAUGACCUGUUUACGGAAUUGACAUUUGAUUCGGGAUUUACGUUAGACGGAGAUACUUUGGCUGCAAAUGACUUCGACCGCAUGGUUGGUGGGAAGGAUAACGACGCGGAUGAUCUCACAAGUAGCUUGGGUGGAAGUCAGAAUGACUUUCUAAUUCAGCUACACUCGCAGCCUUUGCCGCCAGAGGACACAGGUACGGUUUCAAUUGCAACAGGUGUGUCUAAACCCGACUUACACGCAACAAGGAGAAAAAUGAGCAUACCGAAGAUACGCGGUCGUAAAGCAUCUCCUGCGCUCAAUGCUACAAAGCCUUUCGGCUGUGAGUAUUGUGAUCGUAGAUUCAAGAGGCAGGAACAUCUCAAAAGACAUGUGAGAUCUCUACAUAUGGGCGAAAAGCCUUAUGACUGUAAGAUAUGUGGUAAAAAAUUUAGCAGGAGCGACAAUCUCAAUCAGCAUAUCAAAACUCACCCUAAUAGUAUGUGA